Adineta steineri is the source of this 639-nucleotide messenger RNA. The record is from the annotation of a GenBank genome assembly. Lineage: Eukaryota; Metazoa; Rotifera; Eurotatoria; Adinetida; Adinetidae.
AUGGACAUUAAAAAUCAAUUUUAUCAAGUUGAACUGCAAUUAACGUCGGAUGAUGAUCAACAACUACGAUUACUUACUGACCGGGUACGAGAAGAAGCUGGUGUUUAUACUGGAUGGCAGAGAUUAGGUAACUUAUUGCUUACAAUCGGUCAAUUUAAUAAAGCUGAAGAGCUUUAUAAUGUGUUACUCGAACAGGCAUCUGGUGAGAGUGGAAAAGCGCUUUGUUAUAAUCAGUUGGGAUGUGCCAAAGAACACCAAGGUGAUUAUGAAAUGGCUAUUUGGUAUUACGAACAAGGACUUGAAAUUAAACAAAAAACUCUUUCUUCAAAUCAUCCUUCAUUGGCUACUUCAUACAACAACAUCGGUAAUGCUUACCUCCACUUGGGAGGGUACUCGAAAGCACUUUCAUAUCACGAAAAAGCACUUGAAAUCUAUCAAAAAACUCUUCCUUCAAAUCAUCCUUCAUUGGCUAUUUCAUACAACAACAUCGGUACUUUGUAUUACAAUAUGAAAGACUAUUCGAAAGCACUAUCAUAUUAUGAACGUGCUCUGGACAUAUGGCAACGUGCAUUACCUCCAAUUCAUCCUGAUAUAAAAACUGUGAAAGACAGUAUUGAAAAUGUAAAAAACAAAUUAUAA